AUGUUAGUUCAUUACCUCCUAGAAACUAGGAUUAGGGGCCGCGAACAUGAAGUUUCGCCUGCGAGUUUCCACACCACACUGCUCAAGUCUCAGACCUACACUUUACCCAUGCUAUUCACAGCCAAAGAACGGAAGAAGGUUGAAAGUCUCCGACAGAAAUACAGAAUUGAAUUCCGCGGAGAGGUGCCAAGCCAUAAAUGGCCCGAUAGCCAUCGUCGGAUUUUUAUCGCGGUUGAUAAGCUAGGAAAGCGGCAAUUCGACACCUAUGCGGCUUAUACGAUAGCUAUUGAAGAUGCACUAUAG
Molecule: messenger RNA, 303 nt
Organism: Penicillium samsonianum
Lineage: Eukaryota; Fungi; Ascomycota; Eurotiomycetes; Eurotiales; Aspergillaceae
Exons: 2
Coding region: 1-303 (100 amino acids)
Source: RefSeq, a predicted model, not a curated record